GAUGGAAAGUGUUUUUAUAAUAGGAAUUUCUACAUGUAUAAGUUUUUUAGUUUGUAUCACUGGAGCACAGGCACUCAAUUAUUCUUUUGAAGAAUACCAAUGUAAAGGCGACAUACGGAUUGAUGAGAACACAGAAGUGUUUAUAUCAUACAACGGAGGCGUGAUAGAUUCUUUAUGUUACUUCAUGAACUUUCUUGGACGAGAUUCGAAAAAUCUGAAAGUUUACCAGAUUUGUAUGGAGACCAUCAGGUAUCACGACCCUGACUGCGCCAUUCUAGUAGGAUUGACUAGCUCAACAAAGUUUGCCAGGGAUUUCAAUUGUACUCACUCGCCACCUACUGCUGUCUGUUUUGACCACUCUUUGAAAAUCCACAUUGAACCCAUUUCGAUGGAAAAGUCUUCAAGAAAUUCAUCUUUUCUUUUUAAAGUUGUGGCACAUUUAACGGCAGAUAAAAUGGAAUUAAUCUGGACACUUUUAGCAGCAAGUGGUGGAAGUCUGGUACUUAUGAUAAUAAUUAUUGUAAGUGGUAAACGAAUAAAAAGCAGACUGCAAAAUACUAAGAAGAAAGAAGUGUACGAAACAG
Saccostrea cuccullata (small rock oyster) is the source of this 584-nucleotide messenger RNA. RefSeq lists its product as uncharacterized. Lineage: Eukaryota; Metazoa; Mollusca; Bivalvia; Ostreida; Ostreidae. The record is from RefSeq and is a predicted model, not a curated record. The transcript has 4 exons. The annotation marks the transcript as partial.